AUGAAACGAAGUGUUGCCCUUUAUGUGGCGCCAUGGGUGCCACCGCCGCGGCAGGACGUCAAAAUCACCAUGCCGCCCCCCCCGGGCGGGGAGGUGGGCGGGAGCUUCGGCGUAUCCCUCGGGUAUAGCGAUCGGCUCGCGCGGAUGCCGUAUUGGCAGCGCAUGGCCCUUUCCACCUACGAACUUCGCAUGCGUGAGAACGAAACGCGCUACCCCAUGAGCCCCUAUCGCGAGGGCGAGUACGACCUCCGCUAUACGCGAAUUCCUUAUCUGGACCACCACAAACACCGCCCGCUGCUCGAAGUCGGGGAGGCGCGGCAAAUCCCCAGCCUGCGCAUUCCCGUUAUCUUUUUAGUCCAUUUAUGGGAUGAGGAAAAACAAACGUGGUUUGGAAGGCGAUUGGAGACCGUCUACGUCGGCUCCACCUUCGCGCGGGAGGAACUAAUUCCGCAGCGCUACGCCAUCUACGCCACGCCGGAGGCCUAUCAGCUCCUUGGGCUACCGGUGAUUCGCCAUCAUAUCCACGACGAAAUCCCGAAAACGCCGCAUGAGUAUAAAAAACUGAUGGAAAAGCAAAGCUACGAGGAGGAGCGGUGGAAAUACACGAUUGAGUAUCUUUUUCGACGUUAUGAGGAUGGCCCGCCGGCGCUGCUUGACAGACCGGAGGACGGCUCCGAUGGGGUAGUGGAAGGGGAUGCCGAGUCUACAUCGGGUGCGGUCAAGGAUAGUGAGGGAACCCACAAAGGGCCGUUAAAACAGCGCAAAGCGAGAAAAAUCAAGCUGUUCUAA
Molecule: messenger RNA, 789 nt
Organism: Phytomonas sp. Hart1
Lineage: Eukaryota; Euglenozoa; Kinetoplastea; Trypanosomatida; Trypanosomatidae
Source: the annotation of a GenBank genome assembly